Molecule: messenger RNA, 3033 nt
Organism: Prorocentrum cordatum
Lineage: Eukaryota; Dinophyceae; Prorocentrales; Prorocentraceae
Source: the annotation of a GenBank genome assembly
AUGACAUCUCGGGCCCUAGCUGUGGCGUUGCUGAGGGGGGCGUUCCGCGGAUUCAGGGCUAAGACGAUCACGAAGCUCUUCGCCACCAAGGCUCGGUAUUGCCACCUCGUCAAGCUCACGAUGAAUGGACAGAUGCGCUACGUCUACCUCGUCGGCGACGUGGCAUGCCAGGUUCAGCCGUUGGCGAGCACUUCGGCUGCAUGCCAGGCACUUGCAUUGAUGGAGUCUGGGUCGGCUUCGCUGUCGGAGAGCACGUUCAGCCACAAAGUGAGGAUCACGGACGCGGACGGCCACAGGUCGAACAGAGCUGGAGAACGCAUAUUGGACCGCAAGCGUGAGCCUGGAUGGGUUCGUCUUUUCUACCAGUGCCAAGCUCACUCUAUAGUGCGGGCACACAACAUUGCCAUGAAGCACGUCGACGUUGGCAUCAAGGGGGUGAUCCACCUAUCGCUGUGCUUCAGAGUAGCGGGGAGCAAGCAUUCCUUUAACACUCAUCUUUGGAAGGAGGUCCACCGCCGACUCAGGGUCCGAGAAGGCAGCCCAUCAAAUGACGACGUUAUCUACAACCAUGUCGUGCUCAAGUCGUUCGUUUCUGGAGACGGCCAGAAGACCCGCAGGCGCGUGUUAUUCACUCUCUUGCCCAGCAGCUCCAUGGCCGACACGCGCGAGAUCACCAUAUGGGUUGAUUCUGCAGCUGGCCUGGACGAAGACGUUUUGAAAACAUCGGUUGCAGAUUCAAUGGUAGACGCAUUGAUGCCGCGUGCCCUGAGAGUGCUGAUCAGGAGCAAGUGGGGCACCAGUGAGUCGGCGAUCUGCGACGCGGGCCUCAUCGAGAUGUGUCAUGGGCUUUUGGGCCCAGCAUUCACGUCAUGGUGCAGGUCGUUCGGAAGGGGGCGGUCGAAGCAGCAUGCGUUGGCGGCCCUGGUUGACGGUCGCGUGGACGACGUUGGCGCCGACGAGUGCGAGGACGACGAUAUGGGCGCCCACGAGGGCGCGGGUGGCGAUGCGGAGGCCGCUGGCGCUGGCAGCCGCCGAGAGAGGCUCAACAAGCAUAUGGCGUUCGCGAUGGGGACAGUCGGCAUUAACAGAUCGUUCCCUGUCACGGUUCUUGCCGACGGCGUCUUGGAGACCAGGUGCUUCGAGAAGAUGAUGCUGCUACUGUUCACCCCAGCGGCCUGGCACUUGAUCAGGCCAGAGGAAGUCAAGAACAGAAACACGUCGCUCGCCUUCAUCAUGAUAUCCGACGCUCUCGCCACCAUAACCCAGGAGGUUGCAUUGGUGAACCAAGGGUUUCCCACGCGACUGUUUCAGCUCUUCCAGCAGCCCGAGCUGGGGCCAACGAUGGAGGCCGCCCCCGACUGCAUGAAGGACGCGUUCACGAAGGAGCUGCAAUCAUCAUGUCGGUUGGGGGGCGAGGAGUGUUUGAUGCGCUUGGCGGCUAUGGCCAUGCUGAUCCAAGGCAACACCGUCCCCAACGAGGUCUUCAACGCCCAGAUGCGGAAGAUCGUCAAGUCUAGAACGCAGUGCCCCCAGUUCAAGGCGGUUGACCUGUCGACAGCUUGCGUGGGCGUGCACAGCCGCGCCAAAACUGAGGAUGUCACCCGCCCACGUCACGGGCCAGUUCACGAGCCGCGUGCUGGCGGAGGUUCUGGGGCACAUGCAGCUGAGCGCCGAAGGUACCAGCACGAGCAUCAUACAGGCGCUUGGGGCGUUUUUCAACAUGAGCAGGGCAUCAAUGACAUGAGGGAGGUGUCGGCGCGGUACCGCGCGUUGCCCCCUGCUGAGCGGGCGCGCCUGGCGGAAGAAGGUCGGAGAGCUGCCGCGAGGGCCCGUGACGGCUUCCGCGCCCUCCCGCCAACCCAGCGGCAAGUGGGCAUGCAUCGCAACGCCAGGCUUGCGACUACAGCCAUUGAGAGGUUUGCUGGCCGUGACCCCGAUGACACAGUCGACUUCCUGAUCCGUGAGUGCGGGGCUUCAGGAACGAGCUUGAAGGAUACCUUGUCCACGGUAGCGUCUUAUCGGAGGGGCUUGGCUCGCCAUCAGCGCCUCCAGGAAGAAGCAGACAAUCAACUUCUCGAGUUGUAUCGGGAUGAUGAGUCGAGAAGGGUCGUCCCCGAGCUGGUGCAUGCGAUCCCAUCGCUGGGGCCCGUGAGAGGGGUUCUCAGGUGUUUGCCGCCUGUUCUUGGAGCAGCCGUGGUUGAGCGAGACGCGUCGAGCUCCGCUGACGACGUUGCCUUGCUCGAGGAGGCGGCCCACGGAAUGUCCGUCACGCAUCAGUCCAAUGUGCAGCAGGCCGCUGAGAUGAUGUGGAACCACAUGCACCGAUUGCUACCUGACGAUCCUGAACUGUCAUCCCUUGGUGAUUCCGCUGAUGACCCAGCAGAGCAGUUCAAGGACGGAGAGUGCCUGCGCUACGGCAUGUGCGUGUGCGGUGCGGUGCACGACGGCUUGCGAGCGUUGCGCCGCAAGGUGUUCCAGGCUACGAAGAUGACGUUCAGCAAGGCCAGCCCGCAGACGAGAGGGCUCCUGGUUGGCCGCAGGGUCAUCGCCCGCUUCAUCUGGCUGGCGGACGAUAGCGACGAGGACGAACUCAUGAAUGAUCUUGAUUUGGAGCCACUCUAUUGGCAUUUGUCGGGCGUGAAGUUUUCGCCGUACGAGCUCAUGAUGCAGCCCAUGACGCCCGCGUCGCCUGCUGAGCGGCACGACGCGUGCGCUACGGACGACGAGCACUGCUUGAAGGGUUGUGGGCUGAGCCCGCCGACGUUCAUCGCGCUGGCCUCCGUCCCGCUGCAGCUGAGGAUCAUGCUUGAUUUUCUGAUUGUGGAGGUCCACGACCGCGAGCGGCUGGCCUUCGUUCCAGCGGUUGUGAUUGCAGAGGAGCUCGCAGGCGUGGACCCGUUUCAGGUCUGGCCAGCCGCGGCGAGGCGGCGGGCCGCGGUGGGCGCGCAGGCGUGGCGCCUGGACGAGGACGUGGUCGAGGCCGUAUCCACCUUCUUCUCCAAACACCCACCCACUGGAGAUGAUGAGGAGUAG